Messenger RNA from Dibothriocephalus latus, 261 nucleotides. Lineage: Eukaryota; Metazoa; Platyhelminthes; Cestoda; Diphyllobothriidea; Diphyllobothriidae. The record is from the annotation of a GenBank genome assembly.
AUGUUUCCCCACUUGCAUACACUCGCCCAACAUGGUGUAUUCUACCCCCUAGAUAAUCCGGUUCAGCGAGUGCCCAAAUAUAGGAUGGAAACACUGAUCACGGUGUUGACGCUUCGUCGACUGGACAAGGACAAUUUUGCGCCUGAAGAGGUGGAAGAGGCCAAGGUAGCGGCCGAGAGACGGCGCGAGGAAGAGGAGGCAGCCCGUGCAACUGAGGAGGUAAAAAAAGCCAAAAAGAUGAAAAAGGCAGCCACUAAGUAG